Messenger RNA from Aspergillus sclerotioniger CBS 115572, 828 nucleotides. RefSeq lists its product as uncharacterized. Gene Ontology annotation, biological process: GPI anchor biosynthetic process. Gene Ontology annotation, cellular component: endoplasmic reticulum. NCBI's taxonomy places the organism in Eukaryota, Fungi, Ascomycota, Eurotiomycetes, Eurotiales, Aspergillaceae. The transcript has a single exon. Gene Ontology annotation, molecular function: N-acetylglucosaminylphosphatidylinositol deacetylase activity. The coding region runs from base 1 to 828 and encodes 275 amino acids. The record is from RefSeq and is a predicted model, not a curated record.
AUGAAGACCUAUAGUCUCUUGAGCACAGUUGCCCUUCUUGGCUCAUUUCCCUUCGUGUCAACCAAGACCAUCAACUUUGUCGCACAUCAGGAUGACGAUCUCCUCUUCCUCAGUCCGGACCUGAUCCGAGACAUUCUUUCUGGUGAACCCAUUCGCACCGUGUUUCUGACCGCGGGCGACGCUGGUCUAGGAUCGGACUACUGGCUGGGCCGUGAGCACGGCUCCCAGGCCGCCUAUGCGCGCAUGUCCGUCGCCAGCAACAACUGGAUCGAAUCCGACGCCGGCAUCGAUGGGAAGGCCAUCACCCUCUAUACCCUGCAAGAUGAUCAAGAUAUCUCCCUGGCGUUCAUGCACUUGCCCGAUGGCAACCUGGACGGAACCGGGUUUGCGGCCGACGAGAAUGACAGCCUGCAGAAGCUUUGGGAUGGAUCAAUUGGCGAAAUCAGGACAAUCGACGGGUCUGGGACUACAUACACCAGAGACGAGCUGCUGAAAACUAUUGCCGCUCUGAUCGAUGAUUUCGAGCCCGACGAGGUCAAGACGGGCGACUAUGUGAACGACUUUGGCGACGGAGACCACAGUGACCACUACGCCACCGGAUAUUUCGUUGACAAUGCGUUGAGGACGUCCAACAGCGAUGCCGGCCUGACUGGAUACUACGGCUACCCAAUUCAGGAAAUGGCGGUUAACCUGAACGACUCGGAUAUUGAGGACAAGACCAACAUCUUUUACGAGUACGCGGCAUAUGACACCGCGACCUGCAGCACGGCGGAUAGCUGCUCGAGUCGGCCUGAAUCUUCGUGGCUGCUGCGUGAGUACCAGGUUUAG